Messenger RNA from Ipomoea nil (Japanese morning glory), 3082 nucleotides. Its product is annotated as probable disease resistance protein At5g66900. Gene Ontology annotation, biological process: defense response to fungus. The transcript is spliced from 5 exons. Lineage: Eukaryota; Viridiplantae; Streptophyta; Magnoliopsida; Solanales; Convolvulaceae. Bases 117 to 2588 code for a protein of 823 amino acids. The record is from RefSeq and is a predicted model, not a curated record. Gene Ontology annotation, molecular function: ADP binding.
UCCACGGAUUCCACGCUCCACAGAAUGAUUCCCAAGAGACAAGAUGAAAGUGUAUACUGUGGGAAAUAUUAAAACUAAAUUUCCCAAAUAAUUGUUUCUAGCUCAGGCAGAGGAAAAUGGCCGCAUCUCUGCUAGAAGGGGCCGUAUUGGGGGUGGCGUUUGAUAAAUUAUUCGUCGUCGUCGUGGAUUCUUGCCGGAAAGUGGCCGCGUUCAGAUCAGACUUUGAGAGCUUAAAAUCAACCCUCUGUCGGAUUCAACCCAUUUUUCAUGACAUAGAGAAACUAAACAAGCUCACCGGCACCCGGGAAGACGAAACAAAAGUGCUUAUCAAACAGCUCGCCGACGGCGAAGCGCUAGUCGAGGAGUGCAAGAAAAUCAAACGCCACAAUCUUUGCAAGAAGUGGCGGUACUCAAAGAAGCUGGCGAAAUUGGAGAAAUCGCUGUUGAGAUUUUUUUCUAUUGAUGUCCAGAUACAGAGUUUCAGGGACAACAAGAAAACUCUGGUGACAGUGAAUGGCAUAGAUGAGAAAACGGAUGAGCUUCUUGCGCUUGUCAAGAAUCUUACAAUCAAUCAAGGGGCAACUGCUAUGGGCACUCCCAGUGCGUUUCCUGGGUGGGUUGAUGUGCCGGCAGUCCCAGCUGGUUUAGUGGGAUUCGAUGUUCCCCUUCUGGAGUUGAAGAAGAUGGUGGAUGAAGCAGAUGAAGAACUUGUGGUGGUGAUCUCCGCUCCUGGGGGCUGCGGCAAGACGAGUCUAGUGAAACUGCUCUGCCACGACAAAGAUAUUAAAGAGAAAUACCAGCAAAUCUACUUUGUCACGGUUUCAAGAACACCAAACCUCAGGAGCAUUAUUCACAAAAUUUUUAACAAGUUAAGCAAUGGAUUGGUGCCUGACUUUCAAAGUAAUGAAGAUGCACUCAACCAACUGCAACAUCUACUACAGGAGCAUUUAGUGGGCAAAUCUAUGUUGCUGGUCCUGGAUGAUGUUUGGAAUGAAUCACUUUCAGUUCUUGAAAAACUCAUCUUUCCCAUACAAAAUUACAAAGUUUUGGUUACAACAAGAUGCAGAUUCCCACAGUUUAAAUAUACGUAUAAAUUGAAAUUGUUGCCUGAUAAUGAUGCGAUGAUUCUAUUUUGUAACUAUGCCUUUGAAGGUGGGAAAUGUAUUGUUCAAAGAGAUCUUGUGGAUAAGGUGGUAAAAAGCUGCGGAGGAUUCCCGUUGGCUCUUAAGGUUGUAGGAAGAUCUUUGUACAGACAAAAUGAGUUUUUUUGGAAUGAUAGAAUUAAGAAGCAGUCUAAGGGUCAAAUCCUCUUUCCUUUGGGUAGCGAUCUGCUUGAUUGUCUCCAACCAAGCAUCGAUGCCUUGAAUGAAAUUUUGAAAGACUGUUACCAAGAUCUGGGAUUAUUUCUUGAAGAUCAAAGAAUACCAGUAGCGGUGCUUUUGGACAUGUGGGAGGAACGUUACAAUCUUGAUGAUGAUGGGUUUUCAGCUUUUAAUAUCCUUCUCCACCUUGCUUCGUACAACCUUGUCGAUCUUGCCCUUAGAAGAAAAGAUGAUCCUGCCAGCAUUGGCUUCUCUAAUGCAGUGCACUAUGCCCGGCAACAUGAUGUGCUAAGAGAAUUGGCUAUGUACCAGAGUGUCAAUGAAACCAUAGAAAAUCGAAGGAGAUUAAAUAUUGACAAUGAUUUCCCUCCAUGGGUGCUUAAACAACCAAGGCUACUACUUCAAGUCCAAAUGCUAUCCAUCUCUACAGAUGAAACAUUAUUCUCCAAUGACUUGCAACUUCCAAAUCUUGAAGUACUAUUGUUGAACAUUCAAUCAAGUUCUUAUACCUUACCAAUAUUUGUGGAGAAAGCAAGCCAUCUAAAGGUUCUCGUUGUCACGAAUAACGGUUUCUCCCCAACCGUGUUUAGUAACUGUACUCUGCUUGGCCAUUUGCACAACUUAAAGAGAAUUAGGUUGGAGCGUAUAUCAUUUUCUUCCAUCUGUCAAUCAACUUUCAUGUUGGAAAACUUGCAGAAGAUUUCAUUGGUCAUGUGUGAGGUUGGGGAUGCAUUUCGGGAUUGUGUUGAUCGGAUGCCAAACCUUCUGGAAAUUAAUAUCGAAUACUGUGAUGACUUAAAAAAGCUGCCAAUUGGUAUAUGUGAUCUUGUCAAUCUUAGGAAGCUUAGCAUCAGUUACUGCCAAAAAUUAGAUGAAAUUCCUGAAGAACUAUGCAACUUGGAGAACUUGGAAGUUCUGAUGCUUCACUCAUGUUCAAACCUGACAGGGUUACCGGAUUCAAUGGAAAGGCUCUACAAACUAAAGUUCCUGGAUAUAUACGAUUGUGUGGAUUUGGAUCCCAUUCCUGAAAAAAUUGGCGAAUUGCGUUCUUUAGAGACCAUCUUUAUGGGAGGUCGUCAGGGACUAGAUGACCUGCCUGAUACAGUACGGAACCUUGCACAAUUAACAACUGUCAUAUGCGAUGAGGAAACUGCUUUUUUGUGGGAAAAUUAUAGAGACUAUUUUAAGGAUCUAAGGAUUAGCAUUGUAAAGGAUGAUAUGAAUUUGAAUUGGCUCCAUAGAUCGUCAUGCCUGGGAACCUUGUAGUCGGUGCAAAGAUGAUGACCAAUUGUUCCGAAGGCCAUUAACACUUUUGCAUUUCUGUGUAAAAGGACAGUCAUGCCGAUAUAAGUAAGUUCAGGCAUUUUCUUGAUGUAUUAUGUGUGUGACAUUCUUGCUAGCAUGUAGAAGAUGUGGAAAGGACAAUAUGUUAGCUGCCAUGGAUUGAAGGAUUUGGAUGUCAAAUAUGCAUAUUUUCACCUGUAACUGUGAAAUAAGAGUGAUUGUAAUUGUAGCAUACAAGUUGUAGUUGACAGAAUCUAGGACUUAGAACAGUAAUGUUAUUUUUGCUACUAAUUGCCUGUUGGAUGUGUGGCAUAGGAAGAAGCAGUUUGUCUGGAAUUAGAGCAAUAAAAUGAUGUAUGUAUUCUUGUUGAAGCAUCACUGUUUGAUCAGAGCAGCUGAUCUCAAUCUGUAUAGCAUGAUUAACUCAAAAGACAUUGACAAUCAGCUGAUGAAUUGCAAAAAAUAUUCAAUUGUUA